This is a messenger RNA of Lytechinus pictus (painted urchin), 8972 nucleotides long. Its product is annotated as zinc finger protein 729-like. The record is from RefSeq and is a predicted model, not a curated record. Lineage: Eukaryota; Metazoa; Echinodermata; Echinoidea; Temnopleuroida; Toxopneustidae. The transcript has 7 exons. Bases 19 to 5922 code for a protein of 1967 amino acids.
AGAGCAUGGUGAAACAGAAUGGAACAGCCUGGCCCUAAUUCUUCCUUUAAGGAUCCUGAUGAAACAAUACGGGACCUUAUUGGCUUAAUUGGAGCAUACUCUGGAGAGCAAGGAGCCCAACGAGGUUUCCUUGGAGCAGCGGCUGCUGCCCAUGCUAGUCAUCUAAGCCACCAUGAGCUAGUAGAGAGGGCUAGGAGAGGACCUGACCAAGGGGAUGGACACAGACAUCAGGCAUUCAAUUACUUAGUAGCAGCAGCACAGAGAUACCAUGGCCUCCCUCUUCAAGAACCAUACACAAGAGAAGUUCCAAGCCAGCAUGAACAGAGGUCUCUGUCUGUUGCACCCCAUCACAUCCACCUACCCAAUCAAGAGAUGGUUGAGAGGGCUCAUUCUGUAGGUAUUGAGAGGAGGCUGUCUGCGGGAAGCCAUCAUCAAGAAAUCUUGAACUAUCAUUCAGAUGUCCCUGGUCAUCCUCAGCAUAUAUACCAAAGACCUGCUUCUGCAGGACCAUUGGUCCAUCGACAUCCAAUGCCUCAAGAGAUGCUCACCAACAAUGCCCCUCCUUCUGCUGACUCCAUAGUUAGAGAAGCAUUUGUACGAUCGAUGGCAGGAGAAGAAGAUGAUCAAUCAGAUUAUUUACAACCUUCUGGAGGACAGCCUUCUACCCAGCAUACUGAUAGUACAUCUGUCAUUCAAAAAGCUUACGAGCAGGUGAUGGGAACUGAAGAAUCACCAGAGUCACCAUCUCCUCCUCCUCCUCCUCCUCCUGCUCCUGCUCGGUCUGCACCUCAUCUUCCUCAACCCAAUACAGCUACUAUUACUGUAUCUCAGCUAGAGAUACUCAGUCGUCGUCAACACCAACAGCAACAACAUCAUCUGCCUCCUCAUUCUUCUCAUCAGGGCACUGACCACAUAAAGAUACUAACCAGCUCAGAAAACAUUAAGCCUCAACACCCAGAAGUAGACUCCCGGCAAGAUAAACAGGAGAUAGAAUAUCAAGCUCCAGCUGAAAACAUUGAUAACAUAAAGCAGAGGCUUCCGGAAACUGUGGCAGAACCAGUACAGCAGUUUCCCCAAAAUGAAGGUGAAGGGAAGGGUGAGAGCCACCAAAAUGGUGAUUCCAUUAAAAGUACAGGUAAGACUGCUGCAGAGUCUGGGGUUGCAGAAUCUGGAGUGACACAGAGUGCCAAGUGUGCCAGCUGCCUCACCAUGUUCGUACCAACCGAUGGUGAAGUUGAACCAGGAGUUUUCCCUCUGUGCCCGGAUUGUUUGCAACGCUUCACCAGUACCUUGCCGAGGUGUAAAGAAUGUGGUAAGAAGCUUACAACAGAUGAAAGCCUUAUAACCCACCAGUGUGAUGGGCAGGGGGAGAGUUUUAUGUGUGAGGUGUGCGGAAAGGUAUUUAGCCUUGCCAAACAUCUUUCCCGACACAAGGUGGUCCAUAAUCCCUUCAAGGCUCACCAGUGUGACCAGUGCGGCAAGCGAUUUGGACGGAUGGAGCACCUUAAGCGGCACAGGCAAACCCAUGCAGCCAACAAGCCUUACAUGUGUGACAAAUGCGGGAAGACAUUCAGUCGCAGUGACAAUCUCAAUACUCACAAGUGCAAUCUGGGUGAACCUCGUCCCAGACAGAAGCGGAGGCCUCUCACCUUUGAAGACACUGGAGAAGUUCAUCCUUGUGACAUGUGUGACAAGAAGUUUCCCACCCAUCAGAAAUUGAAGCGCCACAAGCGGCAGCACAACCAGACAAAGCCCCACCAGUGCAACCAGUGUGACAAAUCAUUUUCUUGCAUAAGUCAUUUAAAGCGCCACAGGAUGGGUCAUCUUGGAGUCAAGCCAUUCUCAUGUUCUCUCUGUGGAAAGGCCUUUGGUACAACCAGUCAUCUUAAUAGACAUAUGAUGACUCACACUGGCAGCAUCAAACAAGUCCAACAGCCACUUCCUCCCAUCAGCACCAAUAGCCACUUUCCUCUUAUAAUCAACAAGGAUCCUCCGAAUGAAGAUUCAAGACGAAGCCAUUUUCCUUCUCACCAAUAUGAAGAUCCUGAUGAUCGGGAGCACAACACAGAUAUGUAUUGCUGUCACUUGUGUAAGAGAUACUUCAAUAAUCCAAUCAGCCUAAAUCAGCAUCAGUGCUUUCCUGCUGAUGAAAGCCAUGACCAAGGUUCUUCUGUGCAAGAAUCUUUUACAUCGCCACCUGCUUCAAGCAGCAAUCAUUACAACUCAGCCAUGACAACUCCAACUACAACUGCAUCCUUGCCAGCUCAGCCCGAGGCAACACCUCCAUUAUCUACUCUACCACAGCCUCUUGAAGCCGUUGGAUUAUCACCGAAGAUUGGGAUGCCUUUGCCAUCUCAAGGAUAUAAAGAUUUAGUAGAGACUGCACAACAUCUGAUUGCUGAGAAAGAACCUCAUCCAGAGUCUCUGAAACCUGGACCUGGAGAGAAAGGCAGUGAACCUGUGCAAGACCACAAAAAUUUAAGUGAAAUUGAUACCAGUGAAGAAAUCAUUGAAAAUGAGAAGAAUCAGUCGAUACCUACUGAAAUCAGGGACCAGAUGCUCACUGAAGAAGAAGUUCAGAAAAGACUGUUUACUUGUAAAGUAUGUGGUAUUUUUUGUGGUUCCCUGUCAGGUCUCCAGCUGCAUGUACAAGUUCAUACUCUUGAACGCCCGUUCAAGUGCGAGACAUGUGGCAAACGUUUUCGAAGACAAAGUCACAUGGAACGUCAUCGCCUUAUUCAUUCUGGUGUCAAACCAUUUUCAUGUGAUAUUUGUGAGAAGACGUUCACCCGUCCCGAUAACUUGAAUUUCCAUCGAAGUACUCAUUUCAAGAAUGAGGAAUGUGAACCGAUCCCCUGUGGAACCUGUGGAAGAAAAUACCCAAAUGUUGAAAUCUUUGGAAAGCAUAAAUGCAUUGAUCCAGCAACAGCAGCCAAACUGCCAGUACAUCUCCAACCAAAAGUGAAAAAGUACUACAUUGGUGAAAAUGAAGAAAAGUCGUGUGAAGUGUGCGGCAAGGUGUUUCGAUCAGGGAGCAGGUUGACCAGACACAUGCUGAUUCACUCUCGGCCGAAUAGUUUCAAAUGUGAUGUCUGUGCCAAGGUCUUUAAUAGGCGGGAUCAUUUAAAAAGGCACCAGCUCACCCACUCGGGCAUCAGACCAUAUGGUUGUACUCAGUGUGGAAAGCGCUUUGUACGCAAUGACCAUUUACAGCAUCACAUGCGUUGUCACCUGGUUAGUGAGGCAGCGAGCAAGGGCAGAGGCGGAGGAGUAGAAGGAGCAGAUAGAGAAAUAGGAAGAGGCAGAGGAAGACCAAGAGGCAGACCAAGAGGCAGAGGGAGACCAAGAGGUGUAGGAAGAGGGAGGGGUAAACUGGCUCAGGUCAAACCAGACAAUGCUUUCUUCUGCCAUGUAUGUGGAAUGAGAUUCAGCAACAUGGCUGAACUGGAGCAGCAUCAAUGUACCAGCACUUCCCCAAGCCAAGCUGUUAUGACAGUUCCUAAACCGCUGCAGAGGAUUUCCCAAAGAAAGCGUAAAUCCAGGUUGCAUUUGACCAGAAGGAAGAUAAGUAAAGGCCCUACAGUCAAAGAAGAUGAACAUGAUAUGGGAAUAAAUGAAGAAGCAGGACCUUCGCGCAGGAAAAGCACCAGACCAAGGAAAAAUUCAAUGAGACGGUUUAGUGCAGUCCUGACGAGUGAUGUUAGUGAUGAUGAAGGGGCUAAAGGAACAAUAGCGUGGGACCAUGAUACUCCAUACCCAAGUAGAAAGAUAGGUAACCUUGAGCCAAGAGAAACCCAACUGCGUUCUUGUAGAGAGAACAAGCUGCAUACCUGUGACAUAUGUGGGAAUGUAUUUCACCAUUUCCAGCUUUUCCAACAGCAUCAAAUGAUCUGUGCAUACAAGACUUCGUCCAUGUUCUAUGAUGAACCUGAACCAGAGCUAGAUCCAGGGCCAGAGGAGAUAGAGAGUGAACAUGAGGAAGAGCAUAUACAGGUUCCUGAACCAGAUAUACCCAUGAACACUGCAGUUGUCCUUGCAGGACAAGUAACAAAGGGUACCGAUGAGGAUGUCACAUGUGGUGUUUGCGGGAAGUCUUUCAACAGAAUGGAGAAGCUGAUGAGACAUGUGAAGAUUCACACAGCAGACAAGAAAUACGAGUGUGAGUUUUGCCAAAAGACGUUUGGCCGGUCAGAUCAUCUUGCUCGGCACAGACGUACUCACACUGAGAAGAAAUUCCAUUGCAAGAGAUGCGGUGACAGGUUCAAAGAUGUCAAGGAAUACCGUCUCCACAUGGAAACUCACAAAGAGGCUCCAGUUGAAAAAGCUUAUUCCUGCACGAUGUGUGAUAUGUCGUUUCCGAAGCACACUACUCUCAUCAAGCACAAACUGAGCCACAAUGUGGAAGGUCAGCAUCAGUGCAAAAAAUGCGGGGAUGCAUUUCCAGAUGAGACUAAUUUAGAGUCUCAUGAGUGUCAGCAAGACGAAGAAAAGGUUCACACAUGCUUAGAUUGUGGCAAAGGUUUCAAGACCGUGUAUGCUCUCACUCGCCAUCUCUUUUGCCACACUGGAUUGCGCCCAUAUGAGUGUGAUAAGUGUGGCAAAAAGUUCACACGUAGUGGACAUUUGCGUCGCCACCAGAUUUCACAUUCUGAUGAAAAACCAUACAGCUGUGACCUCUGUGACAAGAAAUUUAGAAGAAUCGACCACAUGCGGAUUCAUAGAAAAACACAUGAAAAAAAGGCCAGAGAAAAGAGAGAACCGUCUGAAAGGCCAUAUGGUUGUGAUGUCUGCAAUAAGAAAUUUCGAACAGAGCCUGCUUUGGAAAGACACAAAACUCGCCAUACGGUAGAACGUCGCUAUAUGUGUGACAUCUGUGGUAAAACCUUCAAGCGAAUGGAUAAUUUGAGGAUGCAUAAUCGAGUACAUACUGGGGAAAAACCACAUACCUGCAAGGAAUGUGGCAAGCAGUUCUCACAUCACACUGCUUUAAGAGGUCACAUGCGUACUCACUCUGAUGAACAACCAUACGUGUGUGAGAUCUGUGGACGUGCCUUCAAGCAUCCACACAAUAUGCGGUCUCACCAGUAUGUACAUGGCCUUCAAAAACCCUUUAACUGUGAACAUUGUCAAAAGCCAUUCAGAGACACUUACCAUCUGAGGUUGCACAUCUCUCGAUGCCAUGAUCCAGACAGAGUCAGGAAACCCCGUGGUGGAGGAAGAAAAUCAAGUACUUCAACUACAAGUGCAACUGCAUCUGCUUCAGCUGCUGCUGCUGCAAGUGCUGCCAGUGCUGCUGCAGCUGCUGCUGCGGCUGCAGCAAGUGCCAGUAAUCUGAUAAUCAACCCUAACCAGCCUGUUGAACAAAAGCCUGUGAUAAACUCUCCAGUUUCAGAAGCAGGACCGUCUGUUACACCUCACCAGGCGACAGAGAGUCCAUCACCCAUCCCUCCAUCACAUUUUAAGAAGAAUCCUUUAGCAUGUGAGAGGUGUCACCUGGCUUUUCCGAAUGUUGACCUACUUCACACUCAUCAAUGCCCAGCACUAUAUCACAUGUCUCAUGUGUCCCAUACAUCUCAUAGUUCCCACACAUCUCAUAGUUCCCACACCUGCAAUCGCUGUAACCGAACAUUCCAGGACUCUCAUCAGUUGAGGAUGCAUUUGCUUACACACAAAGAAGAUCCCUCUGUCAUAUGUGCCAUCAGUGCCAUCCAGGAGAAUUUUGAGGAACCUCAGGCUAUUCAGCAGAGGUACCAGAUGGCUGUACAUCCUGAUCACCCAGGACCACUGGCAUACACUGUACCUCACCAAACACCUUACAUGAUAUCCCAGUCUAAUCAGCUUGCUUACUCAGUCGCCCACUCUCUUCCCAAUCCUAGAGCUCACGGUACACAUGGAGAAGUGCCAUCUUACCAGAUGCUCUAGACCUAAGGUCUCUGAAAUUAUCUUCUCUAUCUUCUGUAUAUACUGAAAAGGGAUUGAUGAAGGUGCACCAGAUUACAUCAGUAUUCUUGUACAUUGAUAGUCGUACAAUUUGUUUCUCAGUAAUCAAAAUUUCAUAUAGAAUGAUUGUGGUGCUCACAUCUCCCUUUAAUUCAAUACAAAUAUAUACUCAUGGAUGUUACUUUGACUGUUUAUCUCAUAGAUCUUAUAGAAAGACAGACUGAAAUAUUUUCCAAGCAGUCUGUUUCCUUCAAGAUAUUGAUAGUAGACUUCACAUUAUAUAUACACAUGAAAAGCUAUUGUACUAUUGAAUCAUUAUUCCCUUUUUCAUCUGGUUUGGGAUUUACUUUUUAUUUAAACUUUUCCACUUUUCUAAUUUUUGCUAAUUCUAUAUGAAAUGUAUUAUUCUGACUGGUGUGAAGGGCUCUGUUAUUUUAUUGGGGAGGACUUUGGAAAUUAGUGACUUUAUUAUUAUUUUUUUUUACAUGGAUACCAGUCCUUCUGAGAGAUGAUCUUGCCAAAAUGAUAUUCGACAUCUCUUCAAGAUAAAUUCAUUGUAAUUGUACUGGCAAAUGCAAAUUAUCUGUAUAAUCGUGAUGUUAGAUGUAGUUGUGGAGUUAUUUUCUGCAUUUAUAUAUACUUCAUGCCCUUCACACAAUGUGUAUAUACAUGAAGUGUGUGUCUCAAAUCACAUGAAAUAUGAAUGCUCCCACAUUAUGUAAACUGCAGGAAAACUCUGUACUGAUGCUCCUAUUACAAGUGUGUUAUUGAAUGUAUUACAUUAUUACAAUGUGUAGACACUCAUGUAGUCAGAAAGUAUUAUAAUACUUGUAAAUAUCUUGCUUGUGCAGUUGGAAAUAAUGUGCACAUGAUGUUACCAUGUAAUUUACUCAAGAGGAGAGAGGUGUCUUUGAUUUUCUGAAUGAAAUAGAAAAGAGUUAUACUUUAUUAUAUGAACUUUUUGACCUUUCUAUCAUUAAAUAUAUAGUGUAAUGUAUUGAUAACUUUAUGAUAUAUAUAUAUAUAUAUUCACAGGUGAAGUAUGCUAUAGAGUACAAUUUUAUGUCAUGUUUGAUGUUUGAUACUGAUGAAGAUAUUUGUCACUGUUGUGUGUUUUGAUGUACUGUCAAGAAGCCUGUCCCUACAAAGUUUAUUCUCAUCAGACUUACGCUGUAUGAAGUUUAAAAUUCAGGACAUUCUUAAUAAUGAGACCGUAUUAGUUUAUAAUUAUGAAUAAACCUCAGGCGUUAAUUUUGAUAUUAUGAGGGUAAAGAGUUCUGACUAGUACAAAGCACUCUCACCGAAAAGGCUAUUCAGUGAGUUGCGCCAGAAAAAAAUACUUAUUGAUUUCAUUAAUUUAAUGGGCAAAAAAAAACACUUUGUAUCCUCUGCACUCUUGCCUAUUUACCACAAGAUUCUGUUAUUGUGAUUAAAGGGCCAUAGUUUCAAUCAUAUUUUAUUUUGGGACAGGUUCUUGACAGAAAACAAAUAUGAUAUAAUAGUGAAAAUGCAUGCAUGAUGUAUAUGCAUGUAUUACUACACUGAAUUUUAUGUUACAUAUUUGUUUUUGUAUGUUGAUUCUAUGUGUUUAUAUGUAUUUAUUAUGGCAGAAUCAAUUGUAUGGUAAAGUGUUAUGAAAUAGGGGGUACUAAUUUUUUUAUUUUCCUAUUUUGAUAAAUUAGUAACUUAAUUGUGUGAUAUUAUAUGUGACAAUUUGCCUUGCUGUUUAAAGGUACUAUUAUUCUUGUAAAUCGCUUCUUCUGGAUUAGGCUAAAAUAGGUGGGUAGUGCUAAUAUCAAAUUAAAUUUAUUUUGCAUUUUUCUGUCAUGGUUGCAGUAAUGAUGUCAAAAAGUUUGCACCUAUAUGUACUACUAUAUGAUAAAUUUAUUCUAUAUUUUAUAUUUCUACAACUUAAUUACUGAUGAUUUGGAAGAAAAUGGACCUGAAUAAGAUUUUAUUUUAUUUUUAUUUGAUUUUUAUUUCCCCAGAUCGCAAUUUCAUUAAUGACAUUUAUGAAGUUGUUUAAUGAGGUAUAAGUGCUCAUUUUGCUUGACUCUUUAAUAAAGAAUGGUAAAUACAGUCAGGCACUAUUUUCCUUGGUUAGAUAUUGAACAAUGUUGUGUAAAUCGCACUGGAACAUUAAUUUUCGCAUUAGUUGUGCCAGACUCUUCAAAUUUUGAAACUCUUUGAUGCUUGAAGCAUUGUAACGUGAUGAGUAUUCCACGCUAUAGAAGUAGUUUAGUUUAUUUUUAAAAUACAUUUUCUGAUUUGCAAUUCAAUCAAUUACUAUUGAAUAAGAAGACAAUCAUUCCCAAGCCUUAUUGGAAGACUGUCUUUGGAUUCCUGUAAGAGUUGUAGUAUGUUUCCAUUGAAAAAUAUUAUAUAUAUCAAGAAAUAGUUAUUACUACUUCAAGUAACAGAAAUAUACAUUAGCUUAUUUUAUUCAAUGCAUUUCCUUCUAAAAGAAAUUGUGUAUACCAAGAAAAUAGUGCUAUUACUAUUUUAUGUAGAAAAUAUGCACUAGCCUAAUAUAUUCACUACAAUUAUGGUCGAAGGUCCAGGACUGACUUGAUAUUAUGUCGUAGUCCUUGAUUUGUUUAUGAGCCUUAUUGUAUCUACUUGUUAAUACAGUAAUUGUAUUUUGGCCCUUUGCUACCUGUAUGUUAUAUUAAUGUGUGAUUGUGUAAGCAUCAUUUAUUGUUUAUUUGUAUGUAACUGCGUACCACAUGCAAUGUCCUAUGUAGAGCACAAUCAUGUAUUUACUAUUUAAGUGUUAAAUAUGUUGAUUGAAAAACAUUAAACAAUGUAGGGUUCAAAAGCCCAAUUGGCCAUUUUCUUGUGGCAGUUAAAAGAUGGUAAUGAUCUAAACUUUUAGUUGAAAAAUGGCAGAGCAAUGUUCUUAUUAAGAUUUCCAUGUUGGUUUAUUCCCUUGUACCUUUAAUUUUAAGUCUUAAAAAUCAUGUGAAUGGUAAUUGAAGUCAAUUUAAAAUCAAGACAAAUCUAGUGAACAAUGUCUUUACUCUUUCUUGAUG